GCCGCGGGCGGCGGAGGGGGCUGCGCGGGGCGCCCGGCCCAAUGGCGGCGCUGAAGUACGCGGGGUUGGAGGACACGGACAGCGAGGAGGAGCUGCCGCCGGGCUGGGAGGAGCGGACCACCAAAGACGGCUGGGUGUACUACGCCAAUCACCUGGAAGAAAAAACACAGUGGGAGCAUCCUAAGUCUGGGAAGAGGAAACGUGUUGCAGGAGAUCUGCCAUAUGGAUGGGAGCAGGAGACUGAUGAAAAUGGACAAGUCUAUUUUGUGGACCACAUAAACAAAAGGACUACCUAUCUUGACCCAAGACUGGCCUUUACAGUUGAAGAUAAUCCAGUGAAACCUACUGCUAGGCAAAAAUAUGAUGGAAACAGCACUGCAAUGGAAAUACUCCAGGGCCGUGACUUGAGUGGGAAAGUGGUUAUAAUCACGGGAGCAAAUUCGGGAAUAGGUUUUGAAACCGCCAAGUCUCUUGCACUGCAUGGGGCACACGUUAUCCUGGCUUGCAGAAGUAUAUCCAGAGGCAAUGAGGCUGUACAACGCAUUCUGGAGGAAUGGUGAUGGAGGUUUUUCACUUCGCAUGACUGUAUUGGAGCACAAGGCUUGGCACACUGUUCUCUGUUACGUACAGAUGCUUUGUGAGAGUGGAAAUGUUUGAAAGAGCCACUGAGGCGUGCUUUAUAGUUCAUUGGACAGAACAUUUCCUGAACCAAAGUGUUUAACUAGUCAAAGGAGAAUGUACAUACUUGGAUAUUGGAGGGAACCACUAUGUCAUCCAUAGCUUUUAUACUGUGAGAGGAACCAAAGUGUUUGACUAGUCGAAGGAGAAUGUACACACUUGGAUAUUAGGGAGAGUCUCUAUGUUGUCCAUAGCUUUUAUACUGUGAGAAAUUUCAGAGGAUCAUUAUUAACAUUUUUCAAAACCAAGAGUGUUUUUCCCUUUGUUUUUCCUAGUCCAUCAGGCCCAACAGCACCACCGUCAGGCACUGUGUAUCGAUGUCUUUUCCUUCCUCUUUCUGUCACUCUUCUUGCAUUCUGCCAUGCAAAUACAAGUUCCUCUGUGCUUUCUUUUCCCUUGUUUCUCUUUGACUCCUAAUUUCCUCUUUUUUUGUUUAAUUUUAUUUUUAAUCUUCUAAGACCCCUAUUAAAAUUUAUCCAUUGUUUGUAAUUUUUUCCUUCCACAAUCAUUUACUUGCUAGUAAGUAUUGCAGACUGCUCUUGUCUGAGCUUGCUAUGACUGCAGACUUCCAGGAGAUAAUCUGUUGACACAGUCCUAGACACUUUACUUGAAUAAUAAACCACAGGAUCAGAUUCUCAGAAUUCUUUUCCUGCUAAAUUUAGUGAUGAGUGUUUUAGCUUUAUUUCCCAAGCUCCAAAAACAUUUCAACUGCUCCCAGAUGAUGUGGGAGAGUGCUCAGUACUAUUAAUAUUUACACAUAAGCAAUCUGCAAAUAAUUAUAAUAUUAGUGCAAACCAAACAGUGCUUAUUUACAAGUAUUUCCAAAUAAGUGAUGCUUGUAAUGGUAUUCAUUUUUGUAGCCACAAGUUUCUUCAAGAAACAGCCUUUGCAUGUAGGCCUUUUUCUCUUGCCUGUGUGAUUAAUGUUUUAUAGUAAAGGAUUUGAAGGGGAAAAUACCCAGUUAAAUAUAUGUUUUUUCAUGGAACUAAAAAAAUGUAGUACUGAACACCUUUUAAUUUUUAAACUAUUUCAUUACCCUCCCCCCCCUCUUAAUUCUAAGAGUCCUAAUUCUAAUUCUCUGAGCACUUUGAAGGCACUGGGAGUUCAGGAGCACUUGCCUUAAUACCUAUAUUAUCUCACCAAAAGCUAAUGAAUUGUUAAUUGAAUGAAGAUCAUUGAAGGUCAGAUGACUUCACAAACACUAUAUUUAUUUACUUACAGUUUUUAAACUGUAAUUGUUCAGAAAGAAUCUCAGCUGUAAACUGGGUAGCUGGAAAACCUUCAAUGCAUCUUUGUAAUGGCUUUGUUGUUGUUUAUUGAGAGGGACUAAUUAACUUUGAUUAUUGCACUAAUAUUAUGGCACUUUGACAGUCCCUCAGAUUUAUGGCUCUGGGAAAAUAAACAAAUGAAAUGCAGGUGCUGGAGCAGAAAGAAUAAGUUAUUACUGAACUUUAAUUACUUGGAGUGUGUAACCAGGAGAGAAUUAGUUGAUGAAUUACAAGAUGCUUAAAAUUUACAUCAAGUUGUAAGCAAUCUUGAGGAAAAUAAACACAAAACCCUGCCCCAAAGUCAGUUACUGAAAAUGAAAGGACAAAGAUUAAUUUGAUUGAUUGAUAAUAGUACUAAAAUAUUGAUGUAAAAUAUCAAUUUUUAGCUUAUAGGUGUAACAGUGGAACAGGAUAAUGUUAAUUGAAAAUGGUUUCCUAAAAUGAAAGAGUUUAAGACAAAUGCCAGCAAGCUCUGGUUCAGAGGGAUUCUUGGUACAUAGCUGCAACUAUCCUGCUGUAAAGAGCUUUGGAGCAUCCACAGUGUUGUGUCUGCCAUAUUCUUAGGAAAAGCAAGAUUAUUUGAAGGAAAUUGGUUUACUUUUCAGUUUGGAACAUGUUUAAGCAAAAAUGCAGCUUUACAAAGCCUCAGGUUCAUGAUCCUCAGGUAGCAUUUUCGGCAACAUUUUGGCUACUUGCUUGUCUUAUAUUUUCUUGUGAAUUUCUGAGAUGAAGUGACUUAACUUUAACUCAAUCUCCAACCUCCUUUUUUUUCUUAUUUGUGUGAACUAUUUAAGUAAAACUAGAGAGAAAAGAAACAUUUUUUCAUGUUACUUGCCAUUAUGUUUAAAAAAUGCAGCUGAUCUUAAUUGGCUGUUGGAAACAAAUCUAGGAAUCCUCGUUUUCAGCUAUUUAUGUCUGAAGAGCUGUUUCUUAGAGUUUGAGCCAUUUGAGUAGAGAUUACCCAUACAUACUUGCUAAUUACUUUAGAUAACUGACAUUUAUUUGCAGUGUUCCAGUUACUUUCUUCCUAAACUCCAUCAGUGUUUCUCUAAUACUGCAAAUAGAGUGUAAUUGCCUUACAUAAAACGUUGUGACAAGUUUUAAUGCGACAGGUCGAGCUAGUCUGUCACAUAUAACUGUUAGAGAGGUGUAGUUCAUUGUAUUAUUGCACUCAUGCUUUAUAUGCCUAGAGAGAGAAAAAGGAAGAGAAAGCAUGUAAAAGAAGCAGAUAAAGAGAGAGAUCAGUAUAGCUUUUACAUUUGAUAUCUCAAAAAUGAAUGUUGUUCAUGCAUGAUGACGUUCAAUAUCAAUUUAAAGCCGUUUGAUAAUUUCUUGCUCAGGAAAGAGGAAAUUAGAAUUCGAGAGUUAUGAUUCAUUUUAAUCAGAAAGAAAUUGUCAAACAUAAAUCUCUCCUUGAGUAGUGAAAAG
Molecule: messenger RNA, 3374 nt
Organism: Pogoniulus pusillus (Red-fronted tinkerbird)
Lineage: Eukaryota; Metazoa; Chordata; Aves; Piciformes; Lybiidae
Gene: WWOX
Product: WW domain containing oxidoreductase
Exons: 6
Coding region: 42-560 (172 amino acids)
Biological process (GO): positive regulation of transcription by RNA polymerase II; hippo signaling
Cellular component (GO): nucleus; cytoplasm
Molecular function (GO): transcription coactivator activity; protein binding
Source: RefSeq, a predicted model, not a curated record